GCUCCCUCAUGCCCCCCAAACCACGUUCGACAACUUCGUGGUGCCUGGUGACCUUAGCAAGGCCAUCGAGCGGAUCGACGCGCGUUUGGACGCGGAGCCCACGCCCCGUAGGCCGUUGCGGGCCCUGUUCUCCGACCCCAGGGGUGGCGCGGGGCUCAGGCGCAUGCCGACUCCGCUCUUUAUUCUGUCGAAAAG
Prorocentrum cordatum is the source of this 195-nucleotide messenger RNA. NCBI's taxonomy places the organism in Eukaryota, Dinophyceae, Prorocentrales, Prorocentraceae. The record is from the annotation of a GenBank genome assembly.